UUUCUUAGCAGCCGCUGGGGGGGUUUUUGUUUGCUGUUUUCUUCGAUUUUUUUUUUUUUUUGAGGAUCUUGCUUGUAGUUUGUUGCUCCAGCUACCCAUCUCUCCGAACUCUGGAUUUAAGUAAAAGAGUUGUUCAUCGAUUUACACCUUUCCUUUUCGGCUGGAGGAGAAACUUUUUGGGGAUGAUUAAGAUGAAAUUUUGGAACUGUAUUUCAAUGAAACUGAACUUUUGCUAAUUUGACUGCAUGUGGGUUAUUUGAAUUAGAAUUAGACAUGUUUGAUUGAAGUCAUGGAAGCUUCAGCUUGAAAUUUGAAAUCCCAAUAUUAUUUCCUUGGGUUUGAGUGGGAUUGAACAGCACUAUCUCAUGGUGAUUGAGAUUUAUAUGUUUUACAGUUGAAAAAUAAGGGAGAUUAAGCAGAAGACAGGAAUCAUUUUACCCAUUGUUGGUUCUAGGGUGCUACCAUGGAAGGUGGAAAGGAAGAAUCCCUAAUUCCGACAGGAACCUCAAAUGUGCGUAAUUCGAGUAGCUUAGAUCCUGUUAGUCGGGCAAGAGAGCUCUUGUUUCGUCGUAUGCUGGUGGGAAUUAAGGAUGGUAGGUUUUUCUUGGGUACAUUCCACUGCAUUGACAAGCAAGGAAACAUCAUUCUACAGGAUGCAGUAGAGUAUCGAAGCACAAGACGAUCCUCUCCUUCUUCCAUGGAACAGCGAUGCCUUGGCCUCAUUCUCGUCCCUGCCUCUUGCCGAACCUCUUGCCAUGUCGAUUGCUCGAUUGAAGAACAACUGUCAAUGUUGGAAAACAGUUAUAGUAUCCAUUACACUGGAAAUGUUCGUGUUGGAUAAGUUGGAUGGAUGGCACGAUGAAUGAGAUUGUAGUUAGUCGCAGAUUUGGACGGCUGAAAACACUUCGCUUGAAAGAAGUUACUUCUUGAGUACAUAAAAUUUGUCUUCCCAAGCAA
Molecule: messenger RNA, 957 nt
Organism: Carica papaya (papaya)
Lineage: Eukaryota; Viridiplantae; Streptophyta; Magnoliopsida; Brassicales; Caricaceae
Source: RefSeq, a predicted model, not a curated record